This is a messenger RNA of Brassica rapa (field mustard), 3669 nucleotides long. Its product is annotated as S-protein homolog 2-like. Lineage: Eukaryota; Viridiplantae; Streptophyta; Magnoliopsida; Brassicales; Brassicaceae. The record is from RefSeq and is a predicted model, not a curated record.
AGCUUAGUACUUUGGGGUUUGGUUAUAAUCUGGACCGAACCUAAAUCUGAACUAUAAUCCAAGGAUAUCUGAAAUUAGUAUAAUAUGUUAAUGUUUUAUAUAUGUUAAGGUAAUUUAGAUUUUUAUAGUAUUCGAAAGAUUUUUGUAGUUUAUUUUAUUUGUUAUUUUUAAUAUAUUUUAGUUAGAUUAGAUAGUUUUGAUUUAUUAUAAAUUUGAUUUAUGAAUAAUUUAAAUAUUUUGAAUUCUUUCUGUCGAUUUUUGAGUUAAAAAAAUAUAUUUUGGGACGAUUUCAGUUAUCUUUUACAAUUUGAUCCGAACCGAAUCCAGAAGGAAUCAAACCAAAGCCGACCCGAUAAUUAGUAAAAUCCGAAUGAGACUUAUGAGCAUAAUAUCAAAAUCCAAAAAUCUGAAUCAAUCGAACCGAUACCAACGGAACCCCCGAACAUCCAUGCCUAUGAUACAUUUUAGAGACCAACAUUUGUAUUCGUCAUUUUACAAUCGAUAAAGAUUGUAGUGUUGCAAAAUGUUAAAACCGUUUAUUGAACAAACAUUAGUAUAAAAAAUUCAUUCCGCGCAUUCGCACGGGUUAUCAUCUAGUCAUAUCAUAUUCAGCAUUCUAUUAUACUAGAAAAAUAAUAGAUGCAGCAGGGAUAGAACACAAAAGUUCGUGAGGCUGCGAAUGAUGAGGGAUGUCAUAUUGGUAGCCACCGUCAUCACAUAUUUCAUGAACUUAUUGAUCCUAGGUGACGAUGAGGUACAAUGGUUACAUAUGGGAUGAUUAUCGAAAAGAGUUAUUGGCCUCAAGAACAUGGGACUAAAUAUGAGUGAGAAAGGAGGAUGUGAGCUGGAUUAUUGUCAUCUUGUUUAGUUAGGGAGUACCUCGGUUUUCCUUUAUCUCUUGGCUUGCUGUUAAGAACUAGUUACCUACAAAGGAAAGAAGGAGAUGUUUGAGGUGGUCAACAACACUGUACAAUGUGUGGGAAAAAAGAUGAGACGACGGAUCCUAUCAUUUUGAAUAUUCUCUUCGUUUAAUGUCAUCUUGUUUACUCAAGGAGUACCUCGGUUUUCCUUUAUCUCUUGGCUUGCUGUUAAGAACUAGUUAUCUACAAAGGAAAGAAGGAGAUGUUUGAGGUGGUCAACAACACUGUACAAUGUGUGGGAAAAAGGAUGAGAUGAGGGUCAUAUCUUUUUGAAUAUUCACGGUAUGACUGGGAGUUACUUCAAAUUACUGGGUGUGACUGUUAAUCCGGACUGGACUGACACUCUAAAUGCGCUUCAACAUAUGUAAGACUCACUCAGGUCGACUCAAUCUUGGCUCUGAUGGUUUUUCAGAAACCCAUCUACCACCUCUGGUGGGAGCGAAAUGGUCGACAAAGCAAUUCAAAAUCGAAUUGUAUCACUUGAAUACAAAUUUCACACCCAGGGAUGCUUCAGAGAUGGUUUGAGGUCUCUCUAUUCUGAACUUGCCGAGGAUCACAUAUAUAUGUAUUAAUACAGUGUUUUUAGUUUGAUCAAAAAAAAAAAUUUCUUCCUCUUAUUCUUAUAGCAUUCUUUUGUAUACAUAAACUAUUCAAAGUGAUCAAUAGAUUUGAUAUUUUAUCCAAAAAAAUAACUAAAUUUAAUUUGUUUACAAAUUAUUAUCAAUUUUUUUUUCAAAUUAUUAUCUGAUGGUAUUUCCACUAUUAGAAAUCUCGGCUAUAGCUACGAAAUAAUCACAAAAAUUGUGGUUUAUUUAAAUAGUCACUAAAAAGUCACAAAAUAAUACUGGUAAAUUUUUCAAAAUAUAAAAAUAAAAUAAUAUAUUACAUAUAAGUUUGAAUAAUCUAUGCUAAAACCUAAAUUUAACAUUUAAAUUGGUUUGGCAUGAAUAUUUGAUUAGGAAGUCAAUAGAUAUUUCAAAUAUUUUUGGUGUUUUGAGUAUUGUUUAGCUAUUUUAGAUAUUUAAAUUUGGAAAAUUUCAAAAUAUCAUAUAUACUUUGGAUAAUUUUUAAUAUAUUAAAUCUAAAAAUGAUCAAUAUAUUUAAGUAUAUAAAUCUAUUUUGGAUACAUACGGGUACCCAAAAUACUUCAGUUUGGUUCGGUUUCGUUUUCGGUUCUCUAGAUACAAUUUUUUUAACUCAUUCGGAUAUUUAACCAAUUUUGUUUUGGUAUUAAUUUUCAGAUCAGUUUCGAUUGUAUUCUUCAAAUUCGAAGUUUUUUUGUCCAGCCCUAACCAAAAUAGUCAAACUGAAAUCAAAUCCAAAUUCAUAAAUAGCCGAAGAGUUCCAAUAUUUUGGAUUAAAAAAUCAAAAAACCAAAAAUUGAACUAGAACCAAACAAAAAAUAACAAAAUAUAAUUAAAAGCGUGGAUCAAAAUCUAGUAUAUGUUUAAUUUUUAUUUUGAAGUUAUAGCCUUAAAUUUUAAAAUUAAUUACAAUUUUAGUAUUUUAGAAUCAGAUCACGGUCGUUCUACUUGCAGAUGUUUUAAUUGGGCACAUGUGAAAAGAGGCCCUGCCAAAAAGCCAUCUUCCAAGCUAUAGCCUUCUUUAAUAAUAUAAGUAAUAGACAUUAUGUGGAUCUUAAAAUAAUUCUUUGUACAACUAUCUUAAUUGACAAAUAUCUCUAGAUACAAAUUUAUUUUACAAAAAAAAAACAAAUAUCUUUGUUUAUUUUAGAAGUUGUGACCCCAAUCAGUUAAAGUUGGGUGAGAGUCGUGAGAUGAGACAUAUGGAAACAAUCAAUCUUUAUUUCUAAUUAGAUCCACUGAAUCAAUAUGGUAUAUUUUUACGGGAUUGAUUUUCAUAAUUCUCAAAUUAAGUAUCAAAUAAAAAUAUGAAAAUGACCCAAAUACGUCAACCUAAAAUGUCACUAUAGUUAACGUUCUUGACUUGAAAGUUUGACCAUAUACAUGAAGUAACGUUGACACUGCAUUGCGAUACACUACUAUAAACAACAAAAUAUGGAUACACUACUUUUUUUUUGAGCAACCGGAUACACUACUAUAAACAACAACCAAAAAUAUAUAUAUAUAUAUAUAUAUAUAUAUAUAUAACUCUCAUUCAACAACUAUAAACAAUAUCACUGUCUCAUAUACCACAAAAAUGGAUAUUCCAAAACGUUACCCAUCACUAUUCAUAUUGAUUGUCUUCAUAGCUACAGAUCUAUCUCAUGCCGACACAAGAAACAACAUUCCUGUUGCAAACGGUCCAUCAUUACUAUCAACAAACGAUGUGUUUAAUCCUUUCGGAAAAAUUACUGUAGAAAUAAUCAACGAUAUUGGUGGUACAGUAUCAUUGCCUUUUCAUUGUAAAUCGAAGAACGAUGAUUUUGGUGACCGUAGUUUGCAACCUGGCGGGUCAUGGUCUUUUAGUUUUAAGCGUCAGUUCUUCGGAAGGACAUUGUUUUUCUGUUCUUUUGCGUUUCCCAAUGGAAUCUAUUAUUUCGACAUAUUUAGAGACCACCGAGAUACUGCUGGCGAUGACUGGUGCCAAAAUUGCGUGUGGAAGAUAAGACCAACCGGACCUUGUAGGUUUAACGGUGGAACUAAGCAGUUCGAUAUUUGUUUUCCAUGGAAUAAAAAUAAGUCAUUGUAUUGACAAAUACAUAGCCAAUAUGGUUGUAAUGUGUUUGUCUUUUCUAUGGCUCACGAGCUUCAAACAUUACUUCAAAUAAAAAUUCCAUAAUUUAUUU